This is a messenger RNA of Perkinsus marinus ATCC 50983, 837 nucleotides long. RefSeq lists its product as hypothetical. Bases 141 to 653 code for a protein of 170 amino acids. The transcript is spliced from 3 exons. NCBI's taxonomy places the organism in Eukaryota, Perkinsozoa, Perkinsida, Perkinsidae. The record is from RefSeq and is a predicted model, not a curated record.
AUUGGUAGGGUAUAGGAAAGGGAGGUAAUCAAAAGUCAAACUUGGAUCAUAACAAUAUAGAUUAUCAUAACAUAUCUCAUAUCUUUUUCGAUCUGUUCCCCAUCCUCUUCCUUCUCCUUUUAAUAAUACUCGAAGGAGAUAUGGUGGUUGUUGUUGUUGUUACUGCUCAUCCACGGCUAUCUUGUAGAUUACUCAUACAACGGCUAUGCACGGCUCUACAGUAUGUAUUACUACCACCACAUGAUGAUGCUCAAUGCUCUUGCUCCUCGAGUGAUGCUGGUAAUGAUGUAUUGAAUAAUGAUAAUACCAAUAGUCAUCAUCAUGACCACCAUCAUCAUGGUGUUGGUGAUUCGAUGAUGAUCAUGAGAGGAAGGGGGAGGACUCUAUCUUUAUUACAAAACAAGGAUGAAGUUACUCAUCGACAAGAACAUCGUAUACAAACAUUGUUAUCAACUAUAGAAGAUACCAUACGAUGGGAACAUCUAACUUACCCUUGCUAUAACAUGCUCACUAUUCUUUCAUCAAUGCUUCAUUGUAUAACUCGACAAAAAGUAGUACCAGUUAAUGAUGAUGAUGAAUGGGGAGAUAUGUUACACACUUUAGAACGUUCGAAUAUUAUAAUAGGCUCCAUCUCCUCUUCCUUUACUAAGUAGUGUAUAGUCCACCAGAUCAUGGAGGAUGAUGAUUAUGAGCAUUACUCUAUUAUCAUUACUAGUUAUUAUCAAUGUAAUCUAUUAUCGAUGAUCUCUGAUGUCGUUGAAUAAUGAUGGCAAUAAUAACAACCAUAUUAUAAUUAUUCAAAACCAUCCGCAUCAUCAUCAUCAUCAUUAUUAUCUU